AUGUCGAUAAAUCCGUUCUGCGAGAUAGCGUUAGAGGAGGCGGCACGCAUGAAGGAGAGGGGACUUACGGAGGAGGUCGUUGCCGUGAGUUUGGGCCCGUCCAAGUGCGCGGACUCUCUCCGGACUGCAAUGGCUCUGGGGGCGGACAGAGCCAUUCACGUCCUGCACGAAGGUCCAGACGUGGAGCCGCUCGGGGUAGCGCGCACCCUCGAGGCCAUUUGCCGCCGCGAGAAGCCCAGCCUGGCGCUCCUCGGCAAAGUGGCUGUCGACGGAGACCACAGCCAGACGGGCCAGAUGCUGGCGGGCCUGCUGGGCUGGCCGCAGGCCACCGCGGCGUCGCAGAUCGACCUCUCCGAGCCUGGCUGGGCCACCGUCCAGCGCGAGGCUGAGUCAGGCAUGGAGACCCUGCGCAUGAAGCUUCCCGCUGUCGUCACGGCGGACCUGCGGCUCAACCAGCCGCGGUAUGCGCCGCUGGCAGCGAUCGUGAAGGCGCGGCGGAAACCGGUCGAGACGCUGUCGGCGGGGGACCUCGGGGUGGACUUGACGCGCCAGGUGGAGGUGGUCUCGGCGUCUACGCCACCGCCACGGCCGCCGGGCGUGCGCGUGAGGAGCGUCGAGGAGCUCGUGGACAAGCUCGUGAACGAAGCCGGGGUGCUGAAGGAUCAGUGA
Molecule: messenger RNA, 669 nt
Organism: Pedinophyceae sp. YPF-701
Lineage: Eukaryota; Viridiplantae; Chlorophyta; Pedinophyceae
Source: the annotation of a GenBank genome assembly